Dama dama (fallow deer) is the source of this 507-nucleotide messenger RNA. RefSeq names its product trefoil factor 3 (gene TFF3). Bases 35 to 322 code for a protein of 95 amino acids. The record is from RefSeq and is a predicted model, not a curated record. Lineage: Eukaryota; Metazoa; Chordata; Mammalia; Artiodactyla; Cervidae. Gene Ontology annotation, biological process: maintenance of gastrointestinal epithelium. The transcript is spliced from 3 exons.
UGGGGUAUAAAGGAGUCUUCUCGGCCAACUCGACAUGUCCUCUGAGCGGUCAGGUCCCCAGAGCCCGUCUGUGACCAUGGAGGCCAGAACAUUCUGGCUACUGGUGGUGGUGGUCCUGGCCUUGGGGUCCUCCAGCUCGACCGGGCAGUACGUGGGCCUGUCGGCGAACCAGUGUGCGGUGCCGGCCAAGGACAGGGUGGACUGCGGCUACCCCGAGGUCACCCCCGAGCAGUGCAACAACCGCGGCUGCUGUUUCGACUCCAGCAUCCCCGGGGUGCCCUGGUGCUUCAAGCCCCUGCAGGAAGCAGAAUGCACCUUCUGAAGCCACGUGGCUGCCCAGCACCCAGGGAGGGGACUUCCGCACUUGGGUACUCUGCCCGCCCACCCAGUACUCAUCCCUCUGCUUCUCACACUGCUCCUGGCCAGACCUGAACCUAACGCCUGGGGCCUGAUAUCUUAAAGAAUAAAGCUCCCGUGCUCAGCAUGAGGACAGGUCUUCAUUCCUAA